Messenger RNA from Melospiza georgiana, 1829 nucleotides. RefSeq names its product vacuolar protein sorting 72 homolog (gene VPS72). Bases 17 to 1084 code for a protein of 355 amino acids. Gene Ontology annotation, molecular function: ATP-dependent H2AZ histone chaperone activity. The transcript has 6 exons. Gene Ontology annotation, biological process: regulation of DNA-templated transcription; chromatin remodeling. Gene Ontology annotation, cellular component: nucleus. NCBI's taxonomy places the organism in Eukaryota, Metazoa, Chordata, Aves, Passeriformes, Passerellidae. The record is from RefSeq and is a predicted model, not a curated record.
CGGGCGGAGCGCCGAGAUGAGCCUGGCGGAGGGCCGCGCCCCGCGGCGCACGGCCGGCAAUCGCCUCUCGGGGCUGCUGCAGGCCGAGGAGGAGGACGAGUUCUACCAGACCACCUACGGCGGCUUCAACGAGGAGUCCGGCGAUGACGAGUACCGCGGCGAUCACUCCGACAGCGAUGACGAGGUUGACUCUGACUUCGACAUCGACGAGGGCGACGAGCCGGGCUCGGAGCAGGACGAGGCCGAGCCCCGCCGGCGGCGCCGCGUGCUCACCAAGGCCUACCGGGAGCCGCUCAAGAGCCUGCGGGCCAAGAAGGCCGAGGGGCCGCGGGGAGGCGCCCAGCGCGGCCGGGAGGUGAAGGCCGCGCCCCUGGAGCUGCAGGAGGACGGGGGAGACAGCAGGAAGCACAUGCGGCAGUCCACCACGGAGCACACCCGGCAGACGUUCCUGCGGCUCCAGGAGCGCCAGGUGCAGUCCAAGAGGAAGAAGGGAGGGACGAGCUACGAGCGGCCCCUGACGCAGGAGGAGCUGCUGGAGGAGGCCAAGAUCACCGAGGAGAUCAACCUGCGCUCCUUGGAGAACUACGAGCGGCUGGAGGCGGACAAGAAGAAGCAGGUGCAGAAGAAGAGGAAGAUCGUGGGCCCCGUGAUCCGCUACUGGUCGCUGACCAUGCCGCUGCUGCCCGAGCCCGGCCGCGAUGACCCCGUGGACGUCGAGGGGCUGGACCCCGAGGCGCAGCCGCCGUCGCCGGCCAAGUGCUCGCGCACGUUCAUCUCCUUCAGCGACGACGCCACCUUCGAGCGCUGCUUCCCGCGGGCGCGGGCGCCGCGGCUGCCGGUGCGGGAGCUGUGCCCGGUGACGCACAAGCCCGCGCUCUACCGCGACCCCAUCACCGACAUCCCCUACGCCAACGCCCGCGCCUUCCGCAUCAUCCGCGAGGCCUACCGCAAGUACGUGACGGCGCACGGGCUGCCCAGCGCCGCCGCCGCCGCCGUGGGCACGGCCGGAGGGGCCGGGGAUGGCACCGGGGCGCGGCCCGGGCGGCAGAAAAUCGUCAUCAAACAGAGCGUGCCCAGUGCUUGACACCACGGAUAUGGGGUUUGGGGUUUGGGGUUUGGGAGAGUCCUUUCCAGAACAGCAGAAAAUCGUCAUCAAACAGAGCGUCCCCAGUGCCUGAUCUAUCCUGAUACCAUAGAUUUGGGAUUUUGGGGUGUUCUUCGUAAAAUGGCAGAAAAUCGCCAUCAAACAGAGCGUGCCCAGUGCCUGACAGCUGGGGUUUGGAAUCUGGGGUUUGGGGUGUUGGGGUGUUCUUCCUGAAACGGCAGAAAAUCGUCAUCAAACAGAGCGUGCCCAGUGCCUGAUCUAUCCUGAUACCAUAGAUUUGGGAUUUGGGGUUUGGGGUGUUCUUCCUAAAACGGCAGAAAAUCGUCAUCAAACAGAGCGUGCCCAGCGCCUGAUCUAUCCUGAUACCAUAGAUUUGGGAUUUUGGGGUGUUGGGGUGUUCUUCGUAAAAUGGCAGAAAAUCGUCGUCAAACAGAGCGUGCCCAGCGCCUGAGAUUUGGGGUUUGGGGUGUCAGGUUGUUUGGAUUGACAGCUGUCGUGGUUUUGUUGAGGGGCUCCUUUCCCAAGUGUCAGCAGUGCCUGAAAUCCCAGGAUUUGGGAUUUGGGGAUUUGGGGUCACCCGUUUGAGUGAUGAUUUUUUUGGGGGGUCAUUGUUCACCAGGGGUGUUGGAUGAGGGAAUAAAGUUGAUUUGGGGGUUGGUCUGCGUGGGGUGGUGGGAGCCCCUUUUUCCAGGAGUUCCUACAAUAAAUAAAGAAGUUUGCAGAA